AUGAGAAAACAUACUUCGUCUCCCGGUUCAGAUGACUUCCAGUCCGACAUAAACAAACCGAAAAAGUCUCGGCAAACACGUAAAGUGGAGAAGCCAACCCGAGUUUCAAGCGAAGAAGAUCCCGACUUCGAGUGUGUAAGCCAACCCGGAGAAAGCGACAGUGAAGAAGAUUUGGAUGAGGAAGACUCUCCUGCUGAAUUGUUGACGAAAAAAGCAAAGAAAAGGACGGCCAAAAAAAGUGACGAAGUCAACAGAUUGAAGAAAAGAAAAAUGGACAAUAUUGAUGUCACCAAGUCCACUCGAGAUUUUCAGAAAGGAAUAAAAUACAAGGAAUGGCAAUUGCUCAUCCCGCACCCCAGGGACAUAAAUGUCAAGGUCCAAAACAGCAACGAUAACAGCAAAGAUCGAGACACGAUCAACGAUAUCAAGAGGACUCUUACAACUGGUCAAUUGGAAGCAUUCAGAAGAUCACCAUUUGGGAAGUUCCUUGAUCUCCCUCAUUGCAUAGUACAGAACCAACUCAUCAACCUUAUACUCUUACGCGAGGUUCAUCAGAAUAGGAGCGAUGAGGUUUGGUUCGAUUUUGGAGGCAAGUUACUUCGUUUCGGUAUAGAGGAAUUUGCUGUUAUAACCGGAUUGAAAUGUGUUGGAAAAAGCAAAAAGCUGAACAUUUCAAAGAUAUCCGGUGGGCUACACGACAAGUUUUUUGAUGGUGUAGAACUGAGACGUAACCACAUCAGGUGGCAAUUUCUUAAGAAAGCAUGGUCCAAUGAUGAGGAUGCGGUCAAAUUUGCGAAGUUGCACCUACUUGCAAAUUUCUUGAUGGGCUCACAAGAAGCCCUAUGCAUUGACCGCUGCUACAUUGACUUGAUUGACAGUCCAGAGUGUGAUGACCAUGCUUGGGGAAAAGAAGUUUUUGAUUUCACUCUUUACUACAUGAAGAAGUCAAUUCAUACAAGAGAGCAAAUGCACAUUCAUGAGAAGCCCGAGGGUGCUGGAUAUCUAUACAGGUGUUAUGGCCUUAUCUUGGCUCUCCAGACGUGGUUCUGCGAGGUUUGCGACACCGCUGAAGGUGUAAUAUGCACCUCUGUUGGUGACCAUGAUAUACCGAGGAUAUUGAAAUGGGAAGUUCGUGACAGUUACAGCCGCCUUUUUCUGCAGAGGACCUUCUUAAAUCUACCCCACACCAAGGUAAUUCCUGCUGUUUAG
Molecule: messenger RNA, 1209 nt
Organism: Striga hermonthica
Lineage: Eukaryota; Viridiplantae; Streptophyta; Magnoliopsida; Lamiales; Orobanchaceae
Source: the annotation of a GenBank genome assembly